AUCGUCGUCCCAGAAGCUGUUGAAGUGGAAGACCCAAAGCGAUUGAGAUCGCACUAUCUCAACAGCCAGAUCACGGACCAGAUUAAGUCUCAAGCGGCCAGCCUCGUACCGAAAGAGCAAUCUUCAAGGGAUGCAGUAUCUCGAAAUCUCCCCCACCCUUCGCAUAAACUACACCAUUCACCAGCCUUCCCCUUCUUCUUCAUCCUCCGCCUCAUCACCUCGAUCAAAACCCUGGGUAAUUCUCAUCAACGGCCUCGCUGACGCUCAAACAACAUGGGCCGCUCAAGUCUCCGCCUUCACGUCCGCGGGGUACACCGUGCUGACGUACGACAACCGGGGCAUUGGCCUCUCAUCGCGUCCCAGCAGGGGCGACGAACGCUGGACCGCAGAAGACAUGGCGUCCGACCUGCGCGCCCUGGUGACAACGCUCGACAUCCCGCGACCCUACCACGUCCUUGGGAUUUCCAUGGGCGGCAUGAUCGCGCAGAUGUACGCGCUCAACUACUGCGGCGGAAAUGACUCCUCAUCCUUGGAACUACUCAGCCUGACGCUGUGCUGCACGUACGCCGCGCCGGGCCCCUUCUGCACCCGCAUGUUCGGUCUGUGGGGCGACAUGGCGCGGAACAUGUCCGUGUCCGAUGUCAUGCGCGACGUGCUAUUGUGGUGUUUUACGCCCGAGUGGUUCGCCGAUCCGGCGCACCAGAACGAGUUGAUCGAGAUUGAGGCGGAAAUGGCCAAGACGGACGAGGAAAUGGGCCGAGACGCCUAUCUGGCGCAGUUGAACGUCAUCACUGCGUUUGACACAAGGAAGCACGUGGGCAAGCUGGCUGGCCUUAAGGUCGAUGUCAAUGUCCUAAUUGGAGAGCGGGAUAUUCUGAUUCCGAAUGUAUUGUCGAGGGAGUUGGCCGAUUUGGUCGAGGGUAGUCACUGGAUAGUGACGGAGGGUGGGCAUGCGUGUAAUUGGGAGUAUCCGGACGAGUUCAACAAGAAGGCCUUGCAGGGGUUCAAGGCAGCGGAGGAGAGGAUGGGAUUGUGAGAAAAUUGCCUGGAACAGUCGUGAUGGUGUGGGUUGUUACAAUGUAAGUGAUGGUCUCUUGAGACGAAGAGUGAUCCUGCCUCAUGAGCGUAACGGUGUCGGAGGCCGGCCUUCAUCGGUGGAGGCCCAGUGCCCGUUAUCACCGGACACAUGACAAGCCUCCAACUAGGUAGGCAUGCCUUUGCUGCGAUAAAAGAAAGGGGGGACUACUCAGCCUUGUGCUGCUGAAGGCUUAAGUUCCGGUCAGGUCAUGGUGCUCCACGAUGUACACCAUAAGCCUAGGAGAAUGGCAGAUUCG
Molecule: messenger RNA, 1334 nt
Organism: Exophiala xenobiotica
Lineage: Eukaryota; Fungi; Ascomycota; Eurotiomycetes; Chaetothyriales; Herpotrichiellaceae
Exons: 1
Coding region: 131-1036 (301 amino acids)
Source: RefSeq, a predicted model, not a curated record